Messenger RNA from Pipistrellus nathusii (Nathusius's pipistrelle), 822 nucleotides. The record is from the annotation of a GenBank genome assembly. NCBI's taxonomy places the organism in Eukaryota, Metazoa, Chordata, Mammalia, Chiroptera, Vespertilionidae.
AUGCCUUCAGAAGGGAGGUGCUCGAGAGGGAAAAACAGGUCGAAGAGCAAGGCUUUGAAAGGGACCCGCAUACGGCUGGUCAGAUGUGAUGAGUCCCACCCUGCCGAAAACGUGGUGGAGGGGUCGCAUGUCAGCAGCACCACCCCCAACCGUGGCGGCCAUCCCAUCAUGGCCGCCGCGCCUCAGCCCGGCUGGGAGGCGUCCCUGCUGGGCCUUGGAGCUGAGAGGCGCCAGUCUCUGAUGAAUAUGUGGGCCGAAAAUCGCUUGGUCCUUUUCCUGCUCACCAUCCUUCUCAUGACGCUGCUGUGCUACCAUUUGGGUUUCAGAUUCUCAAACUCUGAGACUGAAAGCGAGUAUAUUAUGUGGAACAGUGAAAACACUAACGGACAAUCUACUGCACAAAGAGUUCUGAUAAGUUUCUUCUUUCCCACAACAUGCAUUGUAAAGGAGAAUCAGGAAGUGAAUGAUUGCAAUAAUCUGCCAAAUCUUAACAAGAGUGCAUGUUUGGAACACAGAUGCUGUUAUUCAUCAUUUGGGACCAAUAACUUCCGCUGUUUUGCCCCAUUAAGCAAUAAACCUUUGCAAAUAUUCCGGAUUUUUGGAUUUGGUGUGGUUAGCAUGAUCAUCCUAGGAUGUCUGCCCAUUUAUUUCUUUUCUCUUCGCUGGAGAAGCAAAUGGGCCAAUUAUUUAAGAAGGAAAAUUAACAAGAUUUUCAAGAAGUUGAAGAAACAAAGAAACAAACUAAAGAGAGAUGCUGAAAUGUUAAGGGCAGCAAUUGAAAAUGAGGAAGGAUUCAGUGAUGGAAAGGAACAAGAGGAUUAA